GAACAAAACAUUCUAUAUGCAAAUUAGGACGGAAUGGAGACUAUGACAUAAGCAUUCUAGAACAGUUCUAUUAUAUAUGUGACAAUGUUACAGACAGAGUUCAUAUCAGUUUAUCAACCCGAACAGUCAAGAAGUUUAGUUUGACCCAGAGUUAGAAAACUGAUCAAAAUUGCAUUCAAGAUGUUUGUACUACGUGCUCUUGGACUUAAGGUAUGUAAGACAGAUGAUCAACACAUUUUUCAGUAGAUUCUUUAUUAUUUAUGUGACCUUGUGAACUGAGAAACUGUCCUCAGUUAAAUGACUUGGAGAUAUUUUCUGUAAGCUCACAGCAGCUAUAAAGGCAUAUUGUUUUUUUCCCACGUUUCUGUCAAUAUUCAACUUAUUUUUUCUUUAUUUCGACAUUCAUACUGAGACGUUUUAGUUGUAUGUAACCACAAAAAAUAUGAUUGCCAUAGUUUACUUAUUAUUGUUUAUCAUUUCGAUCUACAGAAGAAGAAAACUGAACCCAGAGAGGCUGUCAGAAGUAAAGACAGGUAAGAACUUUUAUCCUGAAUAUAUUUGUGUGUUUUUCAUGUUUUACUUUACUUGUUUAGUUUAGUGAAUGAUUUUUGAUAAUUAAUGACAAAAAAAACACUGUUCCGCUACAUUAACAAUUAUUUAAAUUCGUGUCUAACUUAAACAUUACAUUUAAUAUGAAAUAACUAACCAUGUUUCUCUCCAACACCAGUGACACCAACUUAACCGAUCAAUCUACAAAAUCAAAUGAGUCAGCCAAGAAGACCUGUUGGUUGCGUCGGCUGUUUAAAUGUUGCAAGAAAAGAACACGAGUUUCUCCAUGUGCUGCUGCCCCCGAACACCAGAAGACUUUUCAGAGGAGCUACAGAAAAACACCAGAAGAGACAAACGAGGAGAUAAAGCAGAGCUCCCUUCCUUGUCAGGACAUAGACGUGCAGUCUGUCACAGAGCUGGAAAUAUUGGAUGAGAACUUGUUGUCGGCGAAGUUUCCCGAACCGGAAGUCAUAGAAGUGCUGCCUGAGGAACAAUUUAACAGCAGCCGUCCUGAAACACCAAAAGAAACCAUUAAGCAGCAGAAGUUGAGCUCGUUGUCAUCAAAAGACCAGGUGGAGCCGUUCAUCGCCCAGCAGGGAGAUUCCUGCUCAGUCAAUGGCCAGCCAAGAAAACACAAGAACCAGUUGCUGCUGCCAGAGAUACAUGACGACUGCUUCCUGGCAGAGCAAGCCAUUAUCGAGGCUCUGAUCCAAGAAGAGGUCAAAGAAAGAGUUAAAAACAACCCAAAAAGUGUUGUCCAUUUCAGUGAUGGUGAUAAGAGAAGCAGCUUUGGGUUUCCAAACAUUGGGAUGAGCUGCUAUAUGAAUUCCAGCCUGCAGAGUCUCCUGACACUUGAGAACUUCGUCAGGGACAUCAGCCGACAGGAGGAAGUUUGGAAUUCAGUCCCUGAGGCUCGACUAUUAAGAAGCUUCAUGGCAAUCAGAGAUGCCCGCGCCUCCACUGACAGCAAAAGACGCCUCAUGUGCUCUUUUAAGGAGGUAGUCUCAGUCCAGGCACCUGAGUUUAGAGACGGUCAGCAAAAAGAUGCUCAUGAAUUCUUGACCACGGUCCUGGACCAGAUGAGGAGUCUGUCCCCUGUGCUGCAGGACAUUGCAGCCUUCAACAAUAGAAGAUACACCUGCCCUGUAGAAAAUCACCUGGUGUUCAAGCUGGAAAACACCAGGACAUGCAAGAGGUGCGGGGUCGAGUCAAAAAGACAGGAGGUGUUCACUAACCUUUCCCUGGAUCUGGUUCCUGGAGGAACUGUGGACGACAUGCUCCAGGAGUACCUGAAGGAGAUGGAGCUUGAGUACAGAUGUGAAUGUGGAGGGAAAAUAUCUGGACAGAGGUUGGCCUUUGAGACCCUGCCAAGAGUGCUCAUCUUGCACCUGAAGCGCUUCCGCUUCACCUCAAACUACCAGAUGGUGAAGGUGCAUGACCCCGUCAUGCUGGACAGGGACCUGGUGGUGUCCUCCAAACUGGGUGGUGGCUGCUACAGUCUGGUCAGUUCAGUCAGCCAUCUCGGCACCAGUGGAACAUCAGGACACUACAUCUGUGAUGGCAUCCACCCAGACGACUGUCCGGAUGAGCCAGCUGACCACUGGCUGACUUACAAUGACUCAGAGGUCACUGAAACAACAGGCGCAGCCGUGUGUGAGCAGCGUCGGAAAUCUGCCUACAUCCUUAUCUACGAGAGACAGGUGUAGGACAAGGGGAAGGACAGGGAAGGGGACGCUCCAGGAGAGAAGGUAAGUCUGACAUUUUUUCUGUAGGUGGUGGUCAUCAGUCCCUUUCUCGUGAGGGCUGUGGGACCUCCAGCCAGCUGUUCCUGGCCACAGGGCGUCCAUGGACAGAAAGAAAGACUGGACACAGAAGAAGGAUGGACGCAG
Messenger RNA from Centropristis striata (black sea bass), 2438 nucleotides. RefSeq names its product ubiquitin carboxyl-terminal hydrolase 37-like. The transcript is spliced from 14 exons. The record is from RefSeq and is a predicted model, not a curated record. Gene Ontology annotation, molecular function: cysteine-type endopeptidase activity; cysteine-type deubiquitinase activity. Bases 708 to 2255 code for a protein of 515 amino acids. Gene Ontology annotation, biological process: G1/S transition of mitotic cell cycle; protein deubiquitination. NCBI's taxonomy places the organism in Eukaryota, Metazoa, Chordata, Actinopteri, Perciformes, Serranidae. Gene Ontology annotation, cellular component: nucleus; cytosol.